Limanda limanda (common dab) is the source of this 7013-nucleotide messenger RNA. RefSeq names its product argonaute RISC component 4 (gene ago4). The coding region runs from base 154 to 2805 and encodes 883 amino acids. Gene Ontology annotation, molecular function: protein binding; RNA binding. The transcript has 19 exons. The record is from RefSeq and is a predicted model, not a curated record. Lineage: Eukaryota; Metazoa; Chordata; Actinopteri; Pleuronectiformes; Pleuronectidae.
GGUUCGGCUCCGUCGCUCCAAGUCGUCCACGCAUCUAUUUUAUCCCCUUUUCUUAAGAAAUUAGCCCCGUUAAGCUUCGCGAUACCGCCCCCAAUCUCCGCGUCGGGACGGAGCCGCCAGGCCGGGACAGAGACGGAGAGCGAGGACUCGGCCAUGGAAGCCGUCGGACCCGGCCCGCCAGCCCCUCCUCCCUCUCUGUUCCAGCCUCCGCGGCGUCCCGGCCUCGGCACGGUGGGGAAACCCAUCCGGCUCCUUGCCAACCACUUCCAGGUGCAGAUUCCCAAGAUUGAUGUCUAUCACUAUGAUAUCGACAUCAAGCCUGAGAAACGGCCUCGGAGGGUCAACAGGGAGGUGGUGGACACCAUGGUGCGGCACUUCAAGAUGCAGAUCUUUGGAGACCGGCAGCCUGGCUACGAUGGGAAGAGGAACAUGUACACAGCACAUCCACUGCCAAUAGGAAGAGACCGGGUGGACCUGGAGGUGACCCUGCCCGGGGAGGGGAAGGAUCAGACGUUCAAGGUGUCCCUGCAGUGGGUGUCCGUGGUCAGUCUUCAGAUGCUCCUGGAGGCGCUGUCGGGUCACCUUAACGAGGUCCCCGAGGACUCCGUUCAGGCUCUGGAUGUCAUCACGCGGCACCUGCCUUCCAUGAGGUACACACCGGUUGGGCGUUCGUUUUUCUCACCUCCGGAGGGUUACUACCAUCCCCUCGGUGGAGGCAGGGAGGUGUGGUUUGGUUUCCAUCAGUCCGUCCGUCCUGCCAUGUGGAACAUGAUGCUCAACAUCGAUGUGUCAGCCACUGCUUUCUACCGUGCUCAGCCCGUCAUAGAGUUCAUGUGCGAGGUGCUGGAUAUACAGAACAUCAACGAACAGACCAAACCACUGACGGACUCGCAGCGCGUCAAAUUCACCAAGGAAAUUAGAGGUUUGAAAGUCGAGGUCACACAUUGUGGUCAGAUGAAGAGGAAGUAUCGAGUGUGCAAUGUCACACGCCGACCUGCCAGCCACCAAACGUUCCCCUUACAGCUUGAGAACGGCCAAGCCAUGGAGUGCACAGUAGCUCAGUAUUUCAAGCAGAAGUACAAUCUUCAGCUCAAGUAUCCUCAUUUACCCUGUCUGCAAGUCGGGCAGGAACAGAAGCACACCUAUCUCCCCCUGGAGGUCUGCAACAUCGUAGCAGGCCAGCGCUGUAUCAAGAAACUGACCGACAACCAGACGUCCACCAUGAUUAAAGCUACAGCUCGUUCAGCCCCCGACAGACAGGAAGAGAUCAGCAGACUGGUCAAAAGCAACAGCAUGGUCGGGGGCCCGGACCCUUACCUGAAAGAGUUUGGCAUCGUCGUGCACAACGACAUGACAGAAGUAACAGGGCGUGUUCUCCCAGCGCCCAUGCUACAGUACGGGGGCCGAGUUAGUACGGAUACAGGACGGGACUGUGGCAGGGGACUCUCUCCGCAGAAUAAAACCGUGGCCACGCCCAACCAGGGCGUGUGGGACAUGAGGGGGAAGCAGUUCUACGCCGGCAUCGAGAUCAAGGUCUGGGCUGUGGCCUGCUUCGCUCCGCAGAAACAGUGUCGGGAGGACCUGCUCAAGAGCUUCACCGACCAGCUUCGAAAGAUCUCAAAGGAUGCUGGGAUGCCCAUUCAAGGCCAGCCAUGUUUCUGUAAAUACGCCCAAGGAGCCGACAGCGUGGAGCCCAUGUUCAAACACCUCAAAAUGUCUUAUGUUGGUCUUCAGCUGAUUGUGGUCAUUCUGCCUGGAAAAACACCCGUCUAUGCUGAGGUCAAGCGUGUGGGCGACACCCUCCUCGGCAUGGCCACCCAGUGCGUCCAGGUGAAGAACGUAGUGAAGACCUCCCCCCAGACCCUCUCCAACCUCUGCCUCAAAAUCAACGCCAAGCUGGGAGGCAUCAACAACGUCCUGGUGCCUCAUCAGAGGCCCUCCGUGUUCCAGCAGCCGGUCAUCUUCCUCGGUGCGGACGUGACUCAUCCUCCAGCCGGCGAUGGCAAGAAGCCGUCCAUCGCAGCAGUGGUGGGCAGCAUGGACGGACACCCCAGCAGAUACUGUGCGACGGUGCGAGUCCAGACGUCUCGACAGGACAUAUCCCAAGUAACAACGGAGCAGCUCUUCAGUCAGGAGGUAAUUCAAGACUUGACCAACAUGGUGCGUGAGCUGCUCAUCCAGUUCUACAAGUCCACGCGCUUCAAGCCCACACGCAUCAUCUACUACCGUGGCGGCGUGUCUGAGGGGCAGAUGAAACAGGUGGCGUGGCCGGAGCUGAUAGCCAUCCGUAAGGCCUGCAUCAGUCUGGAGGAGGACUACAGGCCGGGCAUUACCUACAUCGUGGUCCAGAAACGACACCACACGCGUCUCUUCUGCUCCGACAAAGCUGAGAGGGUUGGGAAGAGUGGUAAUGUCCCGGCCGGCACCACAGUGGACAGUACCAUCACACACCCGUCCGAGUUCGACUUCUACCUGUGCAGCCAUGCUGGGAUUCAGGGAACCAGCCGUCCCUCCCACUACCACGUCCUGUGGGAUGACAACUGCUUCACGGCCGACGAGCUGCAGCUCCUCACCUACCAGCUGUGCCACACGUACGUCCGCUGCACCCGCUCCGUCUCCAUCCCAGCGCCGGCCUACUACGCCAGGCUGGUGGCUUUUCGAGCCCGCUACCACCUGGUGGACAAAGACCACGACAGCGCUGAAGGCAGCCACGUGUCGGGCCAGAGUAACGGUCGAGACCCCCUGGCGCUGGCCAAAGCAGUUCAGAUCCACUAUGACACCCAGCACACCAUGUACUUCGCCUGAGCUAUGGAGCACGACAGCCAGUCCACCCGCAGAUCCCCCCCCCCCUUUUCUCCCCUCUCUCUUUAUAUCUCUUAUUUGCCAGUCUUUCUCUCUUCUCCUCCCAUGUUUCUCUCGUUCUCGAUCUCUUCGUGUCAUCCGUCUCCCUCUCUUCAUUGUCACUCUACAUUUUCCCCCGAAUCUGCACCAAAGCGACUCUUGGACGGGAGACUCUGCUGCGUCGCGGCAGUUUUUUCACGGAACAAUCUCCAACCAGCGUUCCCAAAACCGAGUCGCCUUACUAACCAGCAAUCCAGCACUGUGAAACCCCCCCCACACCCCAAGAGGCUUCACAGUGCACGAAAGAAAAAAAAAAAAACUAAAAAAAACAAGAAAAAACAAAAACAAACCAUACACACACAUACAAGUUGAGCCAUUAUUUCUUUUUGUUUGUUUUUGUUUUUUCUAUUUGAAUGUCUGCACUCUUUGUGUUUGUAAGAUACACUGAGCGGCGGGAGUGGACUGGCACCAUCUGUGUCGGCACAGCUCUCCCAGCUCUCCCAGCUCUCCCAGCUAAGCAGGACUCUUAUCUACUUUUACCUCAAAGCCCCUUUGGGCAAAAUCUGUCACAAGGUCUUGGGUUUAUUGGGUAGUGGGGGAGGGACAUGAACAGAGACGGAAUGGAGCCGACCUUUGGAGAAUGAUAUAUAUAUAUAUAUAUAUACACAUGUAUAUAUAUAUUUUUCCUUUUUAUGAGCGUGUGUUUUAACUUUUUCUCCUCUACGGUCUUUUACAAAGCGAGGUGACCAGGGUGUCCAUGCCCAUUAUUACUUUCCUCCCAUCUUGGCAAAGAAUACGCAAAGGUGUGUGUAUGUGUGUGUGUGUGUGUACCUGAUUGUGUGUGUGCGUGCAUCUCUGUAUAUAUACAUGUACUGCUGUAUGAGAGUGUGUUUGUGUGCAUGUGUUUCAUGGCAGGCCACUGAAUUGUAAAGGGAAAUCAAGGAGAUAACUGCUGUAAAUGCCUCAGAUUUGUUGUUUUUAUAUUCACACAUACAGUACAAAUAAGCAUAUAUUUACAUCUCUAGAGAAACUUUUGAGACAUAUGACGUAAACUGGCUCAGCAGAGGCAGGUGGCGGGAAUUUCUAUCAAGUCCUGCGUUUCACUUCUUAGUUUGAAAUGUUUUGAGUUAUUGAUCACGCGCGUUCGUUCGUCCUGCUGCUGUUGCACAGACGAGCGGGUUCUUUCCUUUCUUGCAUCUUAGGGGCACCGGCUUCUCCUUUUGUGCCUGGAAACAUCACUGAGUCCCAGAUCAAACAAUAAGUAGCUUAAUCCAUUUCGAGCAGGAAGUGAGGGCAGGUGUGACGUGUAGCAGGAGCGGCUGUGGUCUGGCCUGUGAGCGGCUCGGCACUGGGACCAGUUCACUGGCACCAGGCGCAGCGGGUGUGGUUUUAUCAGCCUUGCUUUCUGUAUGAAGAGCAGGAUCUUUCUUUUCCUUGGACCUGAUUACCUGAAAGAUUAUAUGAUGACAUUGCUGGACGUUGCUUUUCUUAUUUUUAAUUUUGUCAAAUAGUAAUUUCAAGGGCCGGAAACCAACAUUUAUUUUUUAUUUAAUUUUUUUUUCGAGGUCUCCUUUGCUAAUACUGGCCAACUCAUUGCACUGACCCGGGACGCUAGGCAAGCAACAGAGGGCACUCUCAAAUCUCUCUUACCUUUAUGCAUUUAUACAUAUGAAUCAACAAAGCAGAUUUGUAAAAGUUUAAUAUAAGAUGUUUUGUGGUUAUCUUAAAAAAAAAAAAACUGUGUAGAAUUAGUAGUUUACCAUUUGAUGUUGUUGUUGUUAUCGUUGUUGUCAAUGUUGUUACUAUCGUGAUGAAAUUUUAAGGAUGGCAGCAAAGCCAGUUAUAUAGUUACUAGAGCCACUUCAGGAAUAGACUUCGGUUGUCAGGCUGCAGGUUUUUUAAGGAGUAGAGCUUUGGGUUGGAAUUUAUUUUCUGUUUUUUAGCAUUCUGGCUAAUGGCGAGAAGACGUAGGCCCCCGGGACGGAUGAAAUCAAGCUUCCUCUGUAGAUUCUGACGCGAGUAACGGUCAGCGGCAGAUUUAAAAGUAUUUUGAAGUGUAGCACUCCGACAGGUUAAACAGAUCUGCCGCCCUCGUUGGUUUUUGAUCCGAUGGAUGGAGACAAUCGGGGAUCGUAAUCAGAGUGAAACCAGAUUAAGGGAUUUGUUUAAACGCGGUUUGUGAUAGGCAAUGAGUUGAAUUUGUAGGCUUUUUAAAAAAGAAAAAAAACGGUUUAUAUUAUUCUUGUGUGUAUUUGAAGUAUACCCAUCUUAAAAGUCUCUACUAUUUAGCAGUGUUUGUUUCCUGUUUUUAUGCAUUUUUAACACUGGAUUAAAUGAAUUGACAAUAAGCAUAAGCACUGCCCUUGAACCCCCGGUUACCAUGGAGAGAAUUAUGGUGACGUUGGCACGGUGACUGCUGCAGAAGUUGCGCCCCCUGUUGUUUCAGAUGAAGAUGUUAGACGUGGAGGGUUUUUGGAGAAAUAGUCGGCGCACACGCCUCCUCAGGGAGGCACAGCUCAGUGAAAACUCUUUUGUAAUAAACCACCCGUAAAGCAGCAGGUUUACUAUGAAUGAGUUUGAGCACCUGCCUGUUGAAGGCGUGGGCGCUGGCACCAGUGAGGAGAGGAAGUACAGAAGCUGGGCUGGUGGUGGUGGUGGUGGUGGGGGUUGAGAGGGUGUUGUCCAGGCACUGCAUGCAAUAAGUGUUGGCGGAUCAGAUUUUUAAAACGUGCACUAGUUUUACCGAGCCAAGUGGGCUGUGACUGAAUAUUCAUCUGGCAUCUCGAAUAGGGAACGAUUUGACGUUUUUUAAUCACAAUAUUUGAUCGUUGAACUCCCGUCAGAUAAUUGAUCACUCCCAGUUUUGUAACAUGACAUUGCAAAGCAAUAUUCACCCAGUUGUAGUUUUCAAAUGUGGAAAAACAAAGCUAUAAUUCUACUCAUUGUGGUUGUUGGUCUAGUUUUUACGCUAUUGUGUCUCUGUACUUAUAUAUAUUUUUUUUAUUUGUGUUUAUUUUAUUUGCUUGUAUCAAUCAGUGGGAAUGUGCAUUUGGUGGAAUAGUUCUGUAGACGUUAGACCAUUUUCUUUAAAGCAACUCAAUUUAGACUUUGCUCGCCUGCAUGCCAGAGUAUUGUCCUUGUUUUUUUUUGUUUUUUUUUAAGAAAAACUAAAAAAAUCUUUUUUGAAAUCAUAUUUAUUAUGAGAAAGGAAAAAAUAUAAAGUCUUUUUCUUUUUGGGUAAAUGUUUUAUCGACUUAGUGGGACUAUUUUAGGCUAGCAAUAUUUGUCCAGUCUCUCUAAGAUGUAUUUUAAAGAUUCCUACACAAAUGUCAGUAAUUUGUGAGGUACAAGCUGUUUUUUCGGAGGCGGGGGGGGCGGGUGUCUGGCUCUUUGCGUGUUGUUCAAAUUCAAACGAGGUACUUUCUUCAAUCGUGGACCCGUUAAAGAGCCAAACCCCCCCCGCCCCCCUCCUCUCCGCCAGGUUACCGUAGCGAGUGUUGUCUCCUCGUUCCUGGUUUGUACCUGUGGCCACGCCUUUAGAUGGGAUGGGGGCACUCUCCUGUCUCCAUGGCAACUCUGCAGACCCCUUACAAACGCACUUCCUCUUUGUGGAGGGGUCCCCAUAGCAUCGACGGAGCAGGAUUACCUCUUUUUAAACCUUUUUAAAAGUAUACCCACAAUUCUUUCUGUGCCCCAGUAGAAAGAGAGCAUGAAUUAUUUUUUAAAUUCCUCUACCUUUGAUAUAUUGUUAUAUCUUAACGGAUUUGUAAUUUGACAUUGUAUCGUGUAUUUUAAUUUAAUUUUAUAGUUUCCUUUUUCUUUUUUUUCGGGGUUUGUUAAAGUUUCUGCUCUGUAUCUUUUUUCUUCUUUUUUUUUUUUUUUUGCUAGUGGUCUCUGAAGCUGUGUGUGAUCGUUUAAUAGCAAUAGAGCCGGGGUAGAAUUGGAACAUUCCAAUUCUGUGAAUGGAGCGUUCCGAUCUUGUGAAUGAACACAACCGCUUUCUAACCAUUUGUGAGGGGGGUGGGGCGUGUCUUAGCUCCACCCCGCCAGCAGAGGGCCAUUCACUUACUGUUAUUGCUAUUAUGUGACAUGUUCAAAUAAUUUUUUAGCCUGCAGGGAAUUCUUGUGUUUAUGUGCAAAGUAAUAAAUUGGUAUUUUAUGCCUGAAACUAA